CAAGGAGGUUGAAUGAAAUGCAUGGGGGGUCAGGGACGGAAAGCAUUAGGUAAGAGAGGGGAUUCCGCAUUUAAGUUGUGGGUUAAAUAUUUAGGCUGCCCAUACUCAAUGAGGCCUGCAGGGAGCCCACCGGGACCACCCAGGCGCCACUCUGCAGGUCUGGCUCUAUGCCCAUCACAGCCUGAAGCACUGGGGAGAGGCCCCAGCGGCACAAAGGCCACACUUGUGCCGGUCUUGGGACGGAGACAGAGUAUGUGAGGGUGCAUGAUUUCCUUACACUUUGAGGGGACCCAUCCCGGCGAAAUCUGGAUGCCGGGGCGUAGAGCUUUGUUGGACCCUUGGACCAGAGCUCUCUCUUGCCUGCCCCCAGAAGCCUGUAAACACCCAAAACGGUGUCCCCGGGAUCCUAAAGGAACAUUUGCGGUCUUCCAGGGUCAAAGCAACCCUCCUCACCCCCUUUCUCCCAAGAGAAGGGGCCUGUUACUGUCCUAGCUUUCCUUCCCUUGAUUUCAGGGCCUCCAGAAUCAAGGGAGUGGGCCAGUCAGAGCCUAGGGGCCUGGUGGCUUGCCGGCCUCGUAGUUUUGACGAGAGAGGGUGGUGGGUGGGCCCAAGACUUAAGGAAUUGCAGAGACGGGGCGAAGGAGUCCGAGACGGCAGAGAUUUGAGGGGCCGCCAGGUGGGGCCUGGGGGAGAGUCGGGAGCCCUGCGGCUACCCUUCUGAACCCUUUUGCCCGUCGCGCAGGACCAGAGUCCCGGGCCUCUCACUCCUGGAGGGGGCAGCGGAGGGCAGGAGCCCGGCCGAGCCAGGGCCCGCUCCGCCCCUUGGGGCUCUCCUCGGGGAAGGGCCUCGGAGGCAUCCGACGCAUUCCGGCGGCGGAGAGCGGGGCCGCCCAGCCUCCCGCCGGGAGCCGAAUUCCGGCCCCGCAGCUCGCGCCGGCGGCUCCCGGGGCGGCAGGAGCAGGGGCGCCGCGCUGGCCCCGCCCCAGCGCUGCGAGGAAAGGGGAUCGCUCCCGGCCGGUGGGAGGGGUCGCAGCCCGCGCUCCCCCUCCCCACCGCCUGCCCCGGGUUAAAUGCGGCCGCCCCCGCCGCUCGCUCCAGCCGCCUGGCAGUCCCCACCUCGGGCGCGCUGCCUGCGCCGUUACCUGGUCCAGCUGCCCGGGAGGCUCCGCCCGUCGGCUCCGCUCCGCGGCCGCGCCUCCGAGCUGUCCGGCGGGCUCAGGCUCUGGCACUUCCGUUCUCUGUCCCCCAAGCACCAUGAGGGGCCUUCUAUGCUCGCCACUGCCUAUGUGGCUGCUGCUUCUCCAGCCCUGGGAAAGCCAGCUCCAGUUCGCAGGUCCCAGGUGUCGAACGGGGCCCCUGGAUUUGGUGUUCGUGAUUGACAGCUCGCGCAGCGUGCGCCCCUUUGAGUUCGAAACCAUGCGGCAGUUCCUGGUGGGCCUCCUCCGCGGCCUGGACGUGGGGCCCAACGCUACGCGCGUCGGAGUGAUCCAGUACUCGAGUCAAGUGCAGAGCGUCUUCCGGCUCGGCGCCUUCUCGCGCCGCGAGGAUAUGGAGCGCGCCAUUCGCGCGCUGGUGCCGCUAGCUCAGGGCACCAUGACCGGGCUGGCGAUCCAGUACGCCAUGAACGUGGCUUUCAGCGUGGCCGAGGGCGCGCGCCCGCCGGAGGCGCGCGUGCCGCGCAUCGCUGUCAUUGUGACCGACGGGCGACCCCAGGAUCGCGUGGCUGAGGUGGCGGCUCAGGCGCGCGCCCGCGGCAUCGAGAUCUACGCCGUGGGGGUGCAGCGCGCCGACGUGGGCUCCCUGCGCGCCAUGGCGUCUCCCCCGCUGGACGAGCACGUCUUCCUCGUUGAGUCCUUCGAUCUUAUCCAGGAGUUUGGCCUACAGUUCCAGGGUCGGCUGUGUGGAAAGGACCUGUGUGUUGAGGGGGGACACGGCUGCCAGCACCGAUGUGUCAGCGCCCCGGGCACGUUCCACUGUGCCUGCAACCCUGGCUACCAGCUAGCUGCAGAUAACAAGAGCUGUUUGGCCAUUGACCUGUGCGCUGAAGGGACCCACGGCUGUGAGCACCACUGCAUCAGCUCCCCAGGCUCCUAUUCCUGCCGCUGCCGAGCUGGCUUUGUACUCCAGCAGGACCAGAGAAGCUGCAGGGCCAUUGACCACUGCAGCUUUGGGAACCACAGCUGCCAGCACGAGUGUGUUAGCACCUUUCGUGGGCCCCGGUGCCACUGCAGAGAGGGCCACGACCUGCUGCCCGACGGGAGGAGCUGUCAGGCCCGGGACCUUUGCAAUGGUGUAGACCAUGGAUGUGAGUUCCAGUGUGUGAGUGAGGGCCUCUCUUACCGCUGCCUGUGCCCUGAGGGCCAGCAACUGCAGGCAGAUGGCAAGAGCUGCAACCGGUGCCGGGAAGGCCACGUGGACCUGGUUCUGCUCGUUGAUGGCUCCAAGAGCGUGCGCCCACAGAACUUCGAGCUGGUGAAGCGCUUUGUGAACCAGAUCGUGGACUUCCUGGACGUGUCCCCCGAGGGCACGCGCGUGGGGCUGGUGCAGUUCUCCAGCCGCGUGCGCACCGAGUUCCCGCUGGGCCGCUACGGCACCGCGGCCGAGGUCAAGCAGGCGGUCCUGGCCGUGGAGUACAUGGAGCGCGGUACCAUGACAGGGCUGGCGCUGCGCCACAUGGUGGAGCACAGCUUCUCCGAGGCGCAGGGCGCACGGCCCCGCGCCCUCAACGUGCCUCGCGUGGGCCUGGUCUUCACAGACGGCCGCUCCCAGGAUGACAUCUCGGUGUGGGCGGCGCGUGCCAAGGAGGAAGGCAUCGUCAUGUACGCCGUGGGCGUGGGCAAGGCUGUGGAGGAGGAGCUGCGCCAGAUCGCCUCCGAGCCUGCCGAGCUGCACGUGUCCUACUCCCCCGACUUCGGCUCCAUGACGCACCUGCUGGAGAACCUCAGAGGCAGCAUCUGCCCCGAUUCUCAUUCCCCUGACUCUCUGUGCCCGGCUGGCAGAGGAGGGCAUCGGCGCGGGUACAGAGCUUCGGAGCCCGUGCGAAUGCGAAAGCCUCGUGGAGUUCCAGGGUCGCACGCUGGGGGCGCUCGAGAAGCUAACUCAGAACCUGGCCCAGCUGGCGGCGCGCCUGGAGGAUCUGGAGAACCAGUUGGCCAGCCAGAAGUGAGGGCCGCCGGUGGCUCGGAGCCGGGCAGGGACGCGGCCCUGCGGACUGGGUCCCCCGUGUGCCGUCGGGGCGCCGGGGCCGGGCAGCACCGGGGCCCCGGGGGCUUGGGCUGGCGGGGAGGGGGCGCUGGCGGGCUCCCAGCGCUGCGCUCGAGCUGGCCUCGCCUGAACCAGAAGCCGGACUGCGGCGGACGGAGGCGCGAGCUAGCUCCGCACGCCGUCGCUUUGUGCUGUAUUCAGUUCUUUGUUGGGUUUCCUUUUUGUUUUCUUUUUCUUAAAAAAAAAAAAAAAAAAAAAAUUUUUUUUCUUUUUCCACGGGGUCGGUUUGUGGGUCUUGCUCUGCCGCCAGAGGGAGGGGAGGACAGACGGAGCGCACUCCGGAGGCGCCCGGGCGGCGUCUCCUCGGAGAAAGGCGCUUUGUGCGGGGGGUCGGCCUGGGGGGCAGGGGGCCGGGCGCUGCUUCCCCCUCCUUGUUUAUUCAGCCGCGAACAGGCGGCUCCUUAUGCGCGCUGCGGGAAGGGAGGGGGCUCGGCGCGAAACCUCGGGGUCUGAACGAGACUGCGCCCUUCCAUUCCCCCCCCCCCCCGCCCCCGAGGGUCCAGCGCUUCGCUCUCUGGUCUUGGGUAUCUCAUGGUGCCCCCAGAUCGGGCUGAAAAGCUGCUAGAAUUGGGCCAGGGGGUUGGCGAGGAAGCGAGAGGCAGUCAUCGAACCCCCUAAAUGGACGGGGAGGGGGCGUAUAGGCGAGUUUCACCUGGAUUUUCUCUCCCUCCUGCACUACUUUGGGAGAAGAGGAGGUGUCAGCCAGGACCCCUGGCCAAGAGCUGCCUGUUCAGGGCUUCCUCUGCCCACCACUUCCAAAAAUAAAACAAACAAAACCAAACAAACAAACAAAAAAAAAACAAAACAAAAGGCAACCCUCAAUCAGGAAAGAACACAAAGCAUGCCGUUUCCCAAGUGCAUGUGAGAAACUGAUUAAAAUACUGCAGUCCUGG
This is a messenger RNA of Leopardus geoffroyi (Geoffroy's cat), 4157 nucleotides long. RefSeq names its product matrilin 4 (gene MATN4). The transcript is spliced from 11 exons. NCBI's taxonomy places the organism in Eukaryota, Metazoa, Chordata, Mammalia, Carnivora, Felidae. Gene Ontology annotation, molecular function: calcium ion binding. The coding region runs from base 1255 to 3717 and encodes 820 amino acids. The record is from RefSeq and is a predicted model, not a curated record.